AUGUCGAUUAUCCACAUCGUAUUGUUCCAAUUCAAGGCAGACGUGGCUGCCGAAGCUAUCCGCGAUGUCUGUGGACGUAUGCUUGCCCUGAAAGACAAUUGCAUUCACCGAUCAUCACAAAAGCCAUAUAUCAUAUCAGCAUCAGGAGGAAAAGACAAUUCGCCCGAAGGCAUUCAGAAUGGCAUCACACAUGCGUUUGUCGUAGAGUUUGCGAGUGCUGCAGACCGAGACUACUAUGUGGAGAGCGACCCGGCUCAUCAGGCGUUUGUCAAGUCUCUGGACGGACUUAUUGAGAAGGCGCAGGCUAUUGAUUUCACCAAUGGGGUCCUUUGA
Messenger RNA from Penicillium bovifimosum, 333 nucleotides. Its product is annotated as Dabb family protein. The coding region runs from base 1 to 333 and encodes 110 amino acids. The transcript has 3 exons. The record is from RefSeq and is a predicted model, not a curated record. NCBI's taxonomy places the organism in Eukaryota, Fungi, Ascomycota, Eurotiomycetes, Eurotiales, Aspergillaceae.